AUGAAUGAUAUUUCUAUUGAACAAGUAACCUUGCAAAAUAAUUUUUUAAAGGAAUUAGAUUUAUUUUGUAUUUUAAAAUUUAUUAUUACGAAUGAUAUUCAAAUUUAUAAUGAGGAAUCCUAUAAUAAUUUAUUAAAUAUAGUCAAAUCAUUUAAAAUUUUUAAUAUUGAAUCAAAAAACGUAUUUUCAACUAAUGAAAAAAUAUAUAAGAAAUUUUUUUAUAAUUAUAGGACACCCUUUAAAAUAAAAAACAAAAAUAAAGAAAUUUAUUGUAAUGAUUCCCUUUUUUCUAAAAAUUUAAACAACAAAAAUUUAUUUGAGUUUUUUAAAUUUCCAAAAAAUAAAAAGGUAUCAAAUUAUAUAAAGAAAAUAUGCAUUGAUAGUUUAAUAAAUGAACCAUUAAAUAUAAAUUUAAAUUUUGUAAAAUUUGAUAAAAAAAAGAAAAAAAAAAAGGGGAGAAUUAAAAAUGAUUCAAAAGAAUUAUUUAAAAAAUUAUUUAAAUCUAAUAGCGAUUCAGGUAUUCUAAGUAGUGAGCUAAGAAUUCCAUGCAAUGGUUGUGAUGAGGCACAUGAAGGUUAUAAAGAAUCAUCAACAAAUUUUAAAAAGUUCUUUAAUAAAACAGAUAUAUCAAUUUCAGACUCUUCUGAAUCUUUGACUAAUUUAAAAAAUUCUUUUCCUGAAGUAAGUGAUAAUAAUUACUUAAUUACCAACUGUAACAAUUCAGAUGAGUCUGUUUAUAAUUAUUUUAGUGAGUCAACUAAUAUAGAAGAUAACAAAAAUAAAAAUAAAAAUUUUAAGUGUAAAAAUCAACAUUUAUCUCAUAAAUUAUCUAUGUACAAUUUUAGUUUAUUAAAAAAUAACAAUUCCUUAAAUACCUUUUUUGAUGACACAUCUUUAUGUUUAAAUCAUUUUUAUGAUAUUCAUAAUAUGCUAAAUAGAGACCCUAUUGGAUUAAGAAAAAUAAAAAUUAUGUUAAAAAAAGAUAUUGGAACUAUUAGUAUUUCUCCAUUUUAUAUAAAUUUUGAUUGUUCUAGAAUAUUUGAAAAUGUGUGUAAAACUUUUAAUUUGAAUAAAUAUGAUUAUAAAAAACAAAAUUUAUAUUAUAUAAUAAAUUUAUGCUUUAGUAAUGAACAUUCUUUAUCUAUUCUAAAAAAUAUUUUUUUAGACGAUUUAUAUAAACAACAGAAGAUAUAUGAAAAUGAAUUAAAUGAUAAAAAGAAUUAUAGAAAAAAAAAUGCUUUAAAAAAAAAAAAUACAGAAAAUAUAUUUGAAAUUUUAGAUGAUGAAAAAAGAAUUAACGUAUUAUAUUUCAUUAAUCGAUUUUUAUAUUCACAGAAAACUCCCUUAUCUCAUUUAUUUAGAGAUUAUACAUUAUAUGGAUAUUACAAAGAUAAUAAUGAUAUGGAAGACGAUUUUUAUUUUGACGAAUUAACAAUUGAUUAUUUUAUAUUUUUGAUGGUUUUUGAAAAAAAAAUUGAAGCAAAUUUUUAUAAAUAUCUAAUUAAAAAAAUUCAUCAAUGUAAAAGAAAUUUUGUCAAUCAAAAAGAGGAGGAUUCUACCUUUUCCAUUAAUAGCAUUAAUAAUGAGAAAAAAAAAAGAAAAGAAAAUAUAUAUCUCUAUAAGGAGGAAAAUGAAAAUAAUAGUGAAAGUAGUAAAGAAAUUACAACAGAAUAUUAUGAAGAAAAAUUGAAUAUACAUAUGAAAGAAAAUGAACAUGACACAUAUAAAAGCAAAAAAAAAAGUGUUCCUUAUAAUGGUGGCACAUAUUUAUCAGCUAAUUAUGAAACAGGUAAUGAAAAUGGAACAUAUCAUGUAAAAAAUUAUUCGAAAACAUUAAUGAGUGAUAAAAUAACCUUAGAAAAAGGUACUCACCUUUUAAAAAAUUUGAAUGAAAUACACAAAAAAGAUAACAUUAAUUCAAAUAAAGAAAACAGAUGUGAAAUGAAAAAUUGCAAUGAAAAUGUAGAUACAGAAUUAAACAAUUUGAUAAAUAAUACAACAAUAGAAAAUGAUCAAAAAUUAAAAAAAAUGAUUGAAAAUGAAAUAAUAUUACUAAAAUGUAUUAGGCCUUUUCCUACUAUAUAUUGGUUAAUUAAUAAAAAUGUAUGUGCUUAUAUUUCUCAUUUAGAAAAAAUUAAUAUAAUUAAAAAUAUUGAAAAAUUUAUAAAUCAUAGAAGUGAUGAAUUUAAUUUACUUAGAUAUUAUUUGAUAUAUGAUCAUUUAAAAUAUAUAAUAAUCCGAUUAAGACAUAUUAACAAAAGAAUUUUAAUUUUUUUCUAUAAUUUCUUUGUUAAUAGUGAUAACUUUUUAAAUCAGUAUAAAAGUGGAGAUAUAAUGAACUAUUAUAGAAACUCUUUUGAAAUCAAACCAGUUACAAAUGAAUAUUUCAAGAAGUAUCAAAUCAAUUCUAAUGUAGUUUCAGAAAUACUUAGAAAAAUUAAUACAUUACGAAUAAAAGGAAUUGGAGGAAUUUCAAAUUUUUUAACUUUAAAAUGUAUUCAUCUUCAUUUUGCAUCACAUUUGUCAUACCCUAAUACUAUUGGAUAUAUUUUAGAAGAAUACUUUAAGUCAUAA
Molecule: messenger RNA, 2574 nt
Organism: Plasmodium gallinaceum
Lineage: Eukaryota; Apicomplexa; Aconoidasida; Haemosporida; Plasmodiidae
Product: rhoptry protein, putative
Exons: 1
Coding region: 1-2574 (857 amino acids)
Source: RefSeq, a predicted model, not a curated record